This is a messenger RNA of Metarhizium album ARSEF 1941, 978 nucleotides long. RefSeq names its product Zinc finger, C2H2. Gene Ontology annotation, biological process: regulation of transcription by RNA polymerase II. NCBI's taxonomy places the organism in Eukaryota, Fungi, Ascomycota, Sordariomycetes, Hypocreales, Clavicipitaceae. The coding region runs from base 1 to 978 and encodes 325 amino acids. The transcript has 2 exons. Gene Ontology annotation, cellular component: nucleus. The record is from RefSeq and is a predicted model, not a curated record.
AUGAGUGUCGCGUACGAGCCCAGGUCCUUCAUUCAUGAGGGAGCCUACCCCCCGAUAGGGGACGAACACGACCAUGGAUCCGGCCAACGGUUUACAGACUCCGACGUCGCUGAACAUCUCAGUCACUACACCUCUGAUGCUGCGCUCUUGGGAGAUGAUCGAAGCAUCAUCGAUGAUGAUGGCACUGGUGUGCAGGACGCUUCACGUCUGGAUCUUGGCGCAACCGGAUUCCCGUCGCCAAUGCCAGCUCCGCUGCACGCCACAUCAAUACCUGAGCCCAUGUCGGAGAGCAAAGAUGCUUCACCAGGCAUCGGAUCACCGCCUUCGUCGCGAACAAAGUCAAUCUCUAAACCCGACAGAGAUGUAGCGAAGCAGCCCGACGGCAAGUUUCACUGCCCCUUGGAUGAAUGCAAGGAAGAGGUCCGCGCAUUUUCACGCAAGUGCGAAUGGAACAAACACAUGGACAAGCACGAACGGCCUUACCGAUGUCCCGCACCUGGCUGCGAGAACCUCCCUGGCUUCACAUAUUCCGGAGGUUUGCUGAGACAUGAGCGCGAGGUCCACGGCAAACACGGUGGUCCCAAGAAUACCGUAAACUGCCCCCAUCCAAAUUGCAAGCGGCACACUGGCAAAGGUUUCUCAAGACAGGAGAACCUCAACGAGCACUUGCGACGGGUUCACACGAGUGGCGAGGUUUCGACGCCCCCGGCCGAUUCAAUAGCCUCGCCGGAAGACAACGAAAGCGAAAAAUCUGGCAUAAAGCGCAAGCGGCGCUCCAGCGGACAGGGGGAUGAGCUCACAGAGCUUCGUGACGAGAUCAAGCGAGUUCGUGAGGAAAACGAGAAGCUCAAGUCCGAGAUGGAGCAACAAUCACAACAUUCCCUUGCCAUGAUGGCGCAGAUUGCGGAACUACAAGACGCGCUGCGACACGGCUUGUCAACACACGCCUUGGGAGCCCCAACAGCACAGAUGAUUUAG